This is a messenger RNA of Phacochoerus africanus (Common warthog), 5316 nucleotides long. RefSeq names its product SEC31 homolog B, COPII coat complex component (gene SEC31B). Gene Ontology annotation, molecular function: structural molecule activity; protein binding. Lineage: Eukaryota; Metazoa; Chordata; Mammalia; Artiodactyla; Suidae. Gene Ontology annotation, biological process: COPII-coated vesicle cargo loading; endoplasmic reticulum organization; intracellular protein transport. The record is from RefSeq and is a predicted model, not a curated record. Gene Ontology annotation, cellular component: endoplasmic reticulum exit site; COPII vesicle coat.
AAGUCUCCUAAUUUGAUUCCCUGUCUCCAGAUCUGUUCUCUCGCCAAAGGGAUCCAUGUGUUAGUCUGAUAUAAUCUCAAUGCAUUUCUUCCCAUAACUUUCAGUAACUCCCAAUUACCUGCAGCGUUGAAUUGGUAGUCCAUAAUCUGUAUCAAGCUCACUCCUCCAAAUGUAACCUCUUUCAUUCAUGGUAUGGGAAAUGCCAGGGCGUCUAUUAGCUGGUUUGUCCUCUUCCUCCUUGCUGGGACUUCACCUGUCUUCUUGUAGCUUCAACGAAUAGCACUUUUCUCUUGUCCCUGAGAUACAGGAAGUCCCUGGUCUGCAGUACCUCGCCCUCCACCCAUCAAUAGCCCUUAAUUCAUUCAACCAGCGGCUUGAGGGCACCAGUUGUUGCUGGGAUGAGGUGCAUCACUCACCGCUAUUUAUGGUCUAGAUUGCUUUUUGCCUUUUCAAGUAAGUGGAUUCCACCAAGAGCUCCUGGAGCUAGGGCCAGCUCUUCUCAGCUUCAGUAAGUAAAUGAUGAGUUACUAUUUUUCCUUUUAAGAGGCUGCUCCUGGAGCCUGACUCAAAUUGAAUAGGCCAGAACAUACUCGUCACAAGAUCUGACCCACUGCGUGAUCACAGGUCAGGUGAGGGAGGGUCGACUAAAAGCCAUAAUUCUAUUAGGGAACGUGCUCCGUUAAGUCAACCUGGACCUGGGACCUGGGCCCCAAACUCAGCGGCGUGUGGGCCGCGGCGUCCUGCAGGCCAGGACUACUUUUGGCCCUUCGCAGCCGCCGUCCACAGCGCCCCGCUGAGCCCCAAAGCCCUUGGAGAGGACCGGCUCACGCUCCGCACUGCCAGACCCCCACCACCGCUCUCCGUGCAGGACAGACGAUGAAGUUGAAGGAACUUGAGCGACCAGCUGUCCAAGUGUGGAGCCCAGCCAGCCAGUACCCUGUGUAUCUGGCCACAGGAACAUCUGCGCAGCAGCUAGAUGCCUCCUUUAGCACAAAUGGCACAUUGGAAAUCUUUGAGGUUGAUUUCAGGGACCCCUCUCUGGACUUGAAACGCAAGGGCAUCCUUUCUGCCUCCAGCAGGUUUCACAAGCUGAUCUGGGGGAGCUUUGGCAAUGGGCUUCUGGAAGGCUCCGGGGUUAUUGCAGGCGGCGGGGACAAUGGCAUGCUUACUCUAUACAAUGUGACCCACAUCCUGUCUUCGGGAAAGGAGCCUGUGAUUGCCCAGAGACAGAAGCACACGGGGGCUGUCAGAGCCCUUGACUUUAAUCCUUUCCAGGGCAACCUCCUGGCCUCAGGGGCCAAUGAUUCUGAAAUCUUCAUUUGGGAUUUGAAUAACUUGAGUGUGCCAAUGACCCCGGGUUCCAAGUCACAGCAGCCCCCAGAAGACAUCAAGGCACUCUCUUGGAACCGCCAAGUUCAACACAUUCUGUCUUCUGCUCACCCCAGCGGCAAGGCAGUCGUGUGGGAUCUCAGGAAGAAUGAACCUAUCAUCAAAGUCAGUGAUCACAGCAACAGGAUGCACUGCUCAGGCCUGGCCUGGCACCCAGACAUAGCCACCCAGUUGGUGCUAUGUUCAGAAGAUGAUCGUCUUCCAGUGAUUCAGCUGUGGGACUUGCGCUUUGCCUCCUCGCCCCUCAACGUGCUAGAGAGUCACAGCAGGGGAAUCUUGUCAGUAUCAUGGAGUCAGGCUGAUGCUGAGCUGCUGCUCAGUAGUGCCAAGGACAGCCAGAUCUUGUGUUGGAACCUUGGGAGCAGUGAGGUGGUGUAUAAGCUGCCCACACAGAGCAGCUGGUGCUUUGAUGUGCAGUGGUGCCCUCGGGAUCCUCCAGUGUUCUCUGCUGCCUCCUUUGACGGCUGGAUCAGUUUAUACUCCGUGAUGGGUAGGAACUGGGAAGUCCAGCAGAUGAGACAGGCUGACAAGAUCUCUUCUUCCUUCAGCAAAGGCCAGCCUCUCCCACCAUUGCAGGUGCCAGAGCAAGUGGUCCAAGCAUCACUGAUACCUCCUCUGAAAAAACCCCCCAAAUGGAUGAGAAGGCCAGCAGGCGUUUCGUUUGCUUUUGGGGGGAAGCUGGUUACCUUUGGCCUUCCCAGCACGACUGCCCAUCAGGUGCCACAGCCUCGUCUCCACCUGGUGUUCAUCAGUCAGGUCACCACGGAACCCGAAUUCCUGACACAGUCAGCUGAGCUGCAGGAAGCCUUGGGAUCAGGAAAUGUCCUGAAUUACUGUCAGAACAAGAUCCAGCAAGCGACACUGCCAAGUGAAAAGAUGCUCUGGCAGUUCCUGAAGGUGACCCUAGAGAAGGACUCCAGAAUGAAAUUCCUAAAGCUACUAGGAUACAAUAAAGAUGAGCUUCAGAAGAAGGUGGCCACGUGGUUGAAGAGUGAUUUGGGGCUGGGUGAAAGCCCUCAGCCCAAGGAAGAUGCCCCCAACAGUAGCAGACGACAGGCCUUCUGCAGCCAGACCUCUGAACAUAGCGCAGAGGAAGCCUCUGCCUCCUCAUCCUUCUUUGAUGAGCUGGUCCCUCAGAACAUAACUCCAUGGGAGAUCCCCAUCACAGAAGACACAGAUGGACUCCUGAGCCAGGCUCUCCUGCUUGGAGAACUGGGCCCCGCUGUGGAGCUGUGUCUGAAGGAGGAGCGCUUUGCUGAUGCCAUCAUCCUGGCCCAAGCUGGGGGCGCAGACCUGCUGAAGCAAACACAGGAGCGUUACUUGGCCAAAAAGAAAACCAAAAUCGCCCCGCUGCUAGCCUGUGUUACCCAGAAGAGUUGGAGAGAUAUGGUGUGUGCCUGUAGCCUGAAGAACUGGAGAGAGGCUCUGGCCUUGCUACUGACCUACUCAGGGACAGAGAAAUUCCCUGAGCUCUGUGACAUGCUGGGAACUCGCAUGGAGCAAGAGGGCAGCAGAGCACUAACCUCCGAAGCCAGACUCUGUUACGUGUGCUCAGGGAGUGUGGAGCGGUUGGUGGAGUGCUGGGCAAAAUGCCACCAGGCUUCAUCCCCAAUGGCUCUGCAGGACCUGAUGGAGAAGGUGAUGGUCCUUAACAAGAGCUUGGAGCUACCGGGUCCUGAUGGGGUGAGCCCAGGCCCUGCCACAACCUCCAGGGUCACUCAGUAUGCCCACCUCCUGGCAGCCCAGGGCAGCCUGAACGCUGCCAUGAGCUACCUACCCAGUGACUGUGCUCAGCCACCAAUUCAGCAGCUCAGAGAUCGGCUUUUUCAUGCCCAGUGUUCUGGUGUCUUGGGCCAGCAGUCUCCCCCUUUCCCCUUCCCCCGGGUUGUUGUGGGAGCUACCCCCAACUCUCAAGAGACAUCAUCUCACAGACUGGGAUUCCAGUCUUCUCACCAGGUUCUGACUCCAUCUGUAAGGCCAAGGAUUUCCACACCUCAGUCGUCACUAGUGAUGCCCUCGACAUCUUCCCAUCCUGUCCCUUAUCAGGGCUCCCGAAUGAAGAAUACAAGUGACUAUAGGCCACCUGGUUUCCAGGAAUCCCAGCCUUUGCCCCUGGGCCCUGGGGUAAGGCCCGCUUCCUCUCAGCCACAGCUGUUAGGAAGGCCACGGGUGCAAGCUCCUAACCCUGUGAGAUUCCCUGGAACAUGGCCUCUUCCUGGUCCCCCUCCUCCCAUGGCACCCACAGACAUCAUGCCGCCUGGCUAUGCCUCCCUGCCUGAGACUCCUCGACUGGUCCCUCUGCUUCCUGUGAGAACACCAGGCCUCAGUCCCAUGAACUCCCAGCCGCCAGCCCCUCCUGUCAGCCUCCCUGCAGCACACCCCUUGGGAGGCCCAGGAGCUCCAUGUGCUAGCGCCCCCCCAGCCACCGACCUCUUGACCCCUCAGCCAGGGCCUCAAGAUUCCUUGAAAAAUGCUCCAGUGCCCAGGGGAAGCCUUCAGAGGAGAAAGUUGCCAGAGACAUUUAUGCCCCCAGCACCAAUUACUGCUCCAGUUAUGUGCCUCACCCCUGAGCCACGAGGGCUCCUUUCCUCACAGCCAGCUGUCCCCAGUGUGAGUCAGGCUCCCCCUGGAGCCCCAGGAGAACUCGGCCUGCAGCGGCUUCAGCAGCCACCUGAGAAGAUGGACAGGAAGGAGCUGCCCCCCGAACAUGAGUCCUUGAAGAUCAGCUUCGAGGCGCUUCUGCAACGCUGCUCCCUUUCUGCCACUGACUUAAAGACAAAACGGAAGCUGGAUGAGGCAGCCCAACGCCUAGAAUGUCUGUAUGAGAAGCUCCGCGAGAGGACACUCUCGCCUCCUGUCCUGACUGGGCUCCACGAGGUUGCCCGAUGUGCGGACACAGGGAGCUUUGAGCAGGGCCUCGCCGUGCAUGCCCAGGUGGUGGGCUGCAGCAGCUUCAGCGAGGUCUCCAGCUUCAUGCCUGCCCUCAAGUCUAUCCUCACCAUUGCUCUUAAGCUGCACGUCUGAACCAGCAGCUCCUCCUGCCAGGAGGCCACUUCGACUGUUCCUUAACUCCUGCCUGCAGGGAAGGAGAAUAGAUUCCGUUUGUUUUUUCCCUUGCUGCGGGUGUAUGAUGCUGUAAGCUUGGCUCCAAACCAGCAGAAUGCCUGUUCUCCACCCCUUAAUACCUGGCCCUCUGGGAGCUUCCCCGGGCUCUCUCAGCCUGUUCUUCUUCACUUUCCCUCAAACUGUACUUCGACAAGGCUCGGCACAGGAUGUAUUCUCCCCAGGGAUAUUCUGUCUAAGCGGCUUCUGAGGGGGUAAGCAGGAUCGUUGCUUCCAAGUCUACCUCUGCAGUACCCACCACGUGGGUCUUUUGUUUUACCCCUUCUAUGGACCAUGAGCCUGACCUUACAUUUCCAGGUCCGUAUUUCUCUGAGCCCUGGAGGCUGGGGUAGAGUUGACUGUUCAUCCUUUGAACAAAUCAUAGAUGUGAGGGAUGGGUGCUGAGCAGAACUGAGAAAAGGAUCUUAGUCCCUUUGGGGAAGGGGCUUCUCAUCUGCCAGCAUUGUUAAGGGUGGGCUAAGUGAGAUGGAAGGUGGAAGGGGUGCACUGCCUUUCGCUGAGAGCUGUCUUAGGCUAUAGAAUAGGAGCAGAAGGACCACACUGCCUGUGGGGAAUGGCCCCUGACUUAGACUGAGCCCUGGCCCAAGGCCUAGACCAUUCAUUCUGUGUUAGAAUCCCGGUUCUGGAAUAAGAGCCAUAUUAAUGACUCUUCUGGCACUGCUUCUCAAGGCUUGGAGACCCUUCUCCCCCACCCCCACUCAUCUCAGGGCUGCCUUCUCUGGCUGCACUUUCUUGGUUGGACUCUGUGUUUGAAGCACUGAUGUACUUAAUGUGCAAUAAAGCUGCUUUAAUUUGGUUUCCUCA